This is a messenger RNA of Schistosoma margrebowiei, 618 nucleotides long. The record is from the annotation of a GenBank genome assembly. NCBI's taxonomy places the organism in Eukaryota, Metazoa, Platyhelminthes, Trematoda, Strigeidida, Schistosomatidae.
AUGUACGAAAAGUGUUCAGUUAUCAAUGAAUUUAUUAAAUGCGAAUCAAAAUUACAAUUCAAAGGAGCCUUCAUAUUGAUAAUUGUUGGUUUAAUAUUGGGUUUUGUUAUAUUCAUGAUUAGAAAAUUACAUCGUCCAACAUUGAUCAAUACUAUCAUAGCUGGUAUAACUGCAAAUCUAUUAUCGUUUGGUGUUACUUUAUUUUGUGGCUUCUUUGAAUUUAAAUACGUUGUCAUGGAUGCCAUUGUAGCAUUUGUAUUGGGUAUCAUUACUAUCUUAUUAAGUAUGAAGAUAACAUCAUUUCAAAGUAGAUGGACGAUGAUCUUAUUUAUCAUAAUAUGUGGAUUACUAGUUAUAGGAAUCCUUUCUAUUGUAUUAUCUUAUUUCUAUUGUAUUUUUGAAAUUGUAUACAAUAUAUGUUGGAUUUGUUUAAUUCUAUUUGCAAUUGUUUUCACUCCAUAUUAUUUUUAUUUAAAUAAUGAAUCGACAGAAUAUUCAUCCUAUUUAAUUGGUUUUAUAAAUGUAUUCGAAAUUAUCACAUUAUAUUUGUUUGUAUUAAUCACAUCAUUGAAUAUUGGACAAACCACAUUGAAAUGUGAUUAUGGCGGCAAUGAAUGA